This is a messenger RNA of Cherax quadricarinatus, 472 nucleotides long. NCBI's taxonomy places the organism in Eukaryota, Metazoa, Arthropoda, Malacostraca, Decapoda, Parastacidae. The record is from RefSeq and is a predicted model, not a curated record.
CUUCAUGAAAUUAUUUAACCAGAUCAGGUACACUUUGGGAUCAAAACUGGCCAGCAGUCGCUGGUAUCCUCUUGAAAUAAAAGCACAGCUCACUGCUAAGCUAAAUAACAUGUCCCUGGCUGUUGGUUAUCCAGAACGUCUCUUGAACCCAACUGUGAUUAAUUUUUAUUAUGAAGACUAUACAAUAUUCAUCAAAGACUUCUUCCAGAAUCUUCAGGAUUCCAUCCGAAGUGCUGGACGACAAAUGGAAAUGAAGCUCAUAGAUCCACUGCCAGAAUCUGAUUGGAUGGAUGCCUUAUCAGAAGAUUCAGUCACAUAUGUGCACGAAGCAAACAAGAUAGUUAUUCCGCCACACUUGCUCAACCCUCCACUCUUUCACCGCAAUUAUCCAUUGACCAUGCUAUAUGGAAGCCUGGGUGUGCAAAUUGCUCGUGAAAUGCUGCGAGCUGUUGAUGCCGUUGGUCUUGCAUGA